Messenger RNA from Mesorhabditis belari, 2718 nucleotides. The record is from the annotation of a GenBank genome assembly. Lineage: Eukaryota; Metazoa; Nematoda; Chromadorea; Rhabditida; Rhabditidae.
AUGGAAGAGGAUAAAAUCAUCUUGAUUGGAAAUGAGACUGAUGUGCUGCAUUGUGGGUUCAGUCAUGCGAUCUCCGACUCAGGCAAGCGAUUUCCCAGCGCUGAACACUAUGCUCAUUCGAUGAUUCUCAGUCAGCUGGGGCUCGAUGAUUCACAUAUCUUGGAGCUACUCGGAUGCCGAAGCAAUGAGGUGAAAAGCCGUGCCCGCGCUCUUCUCGUCGAGAACAUGCCAGCUGGACACGAUUUGGAAUCGUUGAGGCAAUAUUUGGAGACUAGCAGGCAAUCGUACACUAUGCAAGGACUGCGAAUCCGAAUCGAACAAGAUGCCACCUUUGAGAAGGCUUUGAUGGACACAAGAGAAGCACUUUUGAUUGUGUGUGAUGAGAAUGAGAAAGAGUUGGGAAUCGGUAUGAAUGAGAUGCAAUUCAUGGAGUACAUGAAGCGAGAAAGACUGGAUGCUCAACGAAUCGGUCUUUGGUUGAGGAAUAGCAGCACACGGCCGGCCAAUCUUGGCGCCAAUCAAUUGGGCUAUUUUCUGAUGUGGCUUCGAUUCGAGGUGAAAGAGAAAAGACGAACCACGAAGAUCAACUUUGAGCCGUAUAUCAUCAAUGGGUUGAGCACGGAUGAUGAUGGGAAUCCGGUCAAAAUUGCGUGCAACGAUCAAAUUGUUUUCUUAAAGGGAAUCUUUCGUCCACUCUCCAAUUUCUAUGCUCAUCCAUUUGAAAUGAAAGGUGGGCGCUAUCGAAGCGUUGAGCAUUAUGCAUACGAGAAACUUUUCAAUGCCUUGCAUUUUGAUGAAAAAUGUCUGGAAAAGGUUGUUACGACGGUGAACCCUUGUGAUUUGCCGAAAGUUGUCGCCAAAGUUUUUGCUCAACAGAAGGUGGACGUCACAACAAUAGAGGGAAAGCUGCAGCGGUUGGAUCGGUGGCGACAAUCGGCCAUGAAACACAAAAUCAUGAAAAUUGAAUACCUGCAACAAUUGUUGCUGAGCACGGGACAGGCGCUGCUAGUCGAUACAUCACCGGCUGAUUCGGAUUGGGUUUGUGGCACAAAUGAGCCUGAGUUGCAGCACUUGUUGAUCAAAGAAUAUGUGAAUACCGAGCAAUUGGUGAAAUGGAUGUGCGCUGAAGAACCGCCAGCACGUCUCGCUCAUCUAAAAGGAAACAAAGGAGCCCUGUUGUUGAUGGAAUUGCGUGCGAAAUUUGCGGAGUCAACAACAAGCCGAAUUCCAUUGGUCACACCACCACUGAACCCAAACUUGCUUGCCUCCAUCACUCCACACAUCAUAUGUUUCUCGUCAGAAAGUGUUUGGCACCCAUUGUAUCCGGCGGAAAUUCGUGCAGCACCAGAUCAACCUCUUUUGCCAAGUCCUGCACAUUAUGUGGCUCAAGAAACUGCAAAAUAUUUUAUGUUCAACGAGGCAGACUCUCAAUAUGUGCUAGAGGAUCGACGAUCUGUUGAGUGUUGGAGACGAAUGUACGAGACGAUUGAGGGCUGCAAUUGGGGUCAAGAAAGAGAGCAAAUGUGGUACAUGGAAAAACGCCAGAAGAUGAUUUACGAAGCUCUUCGGUUGCUGCUUGAACAGCACGCCCCAUUGCUGCGAGCUCUGCUUGAUACAGGAGACUCAUUUCUGGCGUUCGUCUCUCGUUGGGAUAGCAUUGAUGCUGAGCUCUCAAUCGGAAUGCGUGAACACGAUCUGAGACGAUGGUUGGCUUACGUUGAACUGGACUCAAAGCAAUUGGCUGAAAUGUGUACGCGACCGCUUGCCUUUCGACCACCAUACUUGGGCGGGAAUCGGAUCGGUUUCAUCUUAAUGGAGCUUCGUGCUGAAUUUCGAAGCAAAGGAGCCGUCAGUUGGACAUUGCCUGAAUUGAGUUUGGGGCCGGAAGUCAUUCUUGGCAGUGAUUCACCGAUGGAAAAUCUUAUGGCCGAUGAAGAGUUUGAUGUGCUCUCUCCUGUGAACUAUUCAGCUAUCUGGUGCAAUCCUUUAUUGUUGUCGGCAAAGAAGAGCAAAGAUCAAACUCUUCUCCAAUUCUGCCAUUUGAUCAAAGCGCCACCAAAGUUGCUCUCCGUAAACGAGGAGCGAAUCGGAGAAAUCUUGCAACAAAUGGAUGCAACAAAACCCGACAAAUUGGACUUGCAAUUCUUGGGUGACGUGGCGCCCGAAGAUCUGCGAGCGAUUUUUAUGAAGUUAUGUGUUCGGAUUCGUCAAAAAGCCACCGAAUGCGACCGACAACAACAAGAGCUUUCCACAUUGGCCAACGAGAUCUCACAAAUGCAAGCACUGCGGCGAGGAAUUGAAAACGAUCAACCAAUUCCCCACAUACCGAUGCAAAAUGAAAUGGAAAGACACAACGGCAACUUUCCGCCUCAAGGCUCAAUGUUGAGGGACAGGCAACCUCCAAUGCGACAACGUUCACCUCUGAGAGCACCGGGUGGCGGCCGUGACAGAGAUGAUCAACGACGCGGUCCACCACCACAAAGGAGAAGUCUACCCGAUGAUCGGAGAAGAGACUCUAGACCGCCGCCACGUGAAUAUGUGCAGAAGCCUCGACCGCAUCGAGAAGAACACCGAGAACGGCCGCCUCAACAAUUGCCAUCGAAACCUGAACCCGUUAAAGUGGUUGAAGCGCCAAAACAACCACCACCACCGAAACGUGAACGAAAACCCGAUGAAGAGCUCAGUGAAGGAGAGAUCUUAACGAGCGAAGAUGAGGCU